Messenger RNA from Ichthyophthirius multifiliis, 1282 nucleotides. RefSeq lists its product as hypothetical. The record is from RefSeq and is a predicted model, not a curated record. NCBI's taxonomy places the organism in Eukaryota, Ciliophora, Oligohymenophorea, Hymenostomatida. The transcript has 4 exons.
AUGAACUCUUAAGAACAAAUCAAUUACGACUACAUAGCCCUUCCUCAUGGUUAAAAAAGAAAACCAUAAUAUUUACCUGAAAAGUUUGCCCCUUAAGCAAUUAUUAGAUAGUAAUAAAAAGUUGAUCAGGCUAUUUAAAACGGAUAUAAAAUUGAUAUUCCUUUCCUUUAUUAAACUGAAUAUAAAAUGGAAAAUUACAAAGAAGUCUUAAAAAAUGUUGAUAACUAAAUAAAAAUAAAUAUUGAUUAAUUAUUUUAAAAUGAAUCUAAAGAAUUAUUGGAAUGCUAAGCUUAGAAAAAAUUCAUUAUUCAUAGAUUUUAUAUAGAUACUUUGAAUUUGAUUAAAUAAGGUAAAUUUACUGUAGAAGAAUUAAGAUGCUAUUUGUUAGUUCGCUCUUAUAUUUAAUAUCAUUUUGUUAUAAAUCACUACUUUGUUUUAUUAGGAAUCACUUUAAGUUUAGUUGAUGAUAAAAAAAAAUAUGAUUAAUACCAAAAAAUAAGUAAAAUAUUUGGAUAAUAUGAAGAAACCGAUUUAUUUUAUUCUGAAAAUUAAGUAUAGAAAAACAAAAUAGUCCAAGACAUACUUUUAUUAUUAAUAAAAGUAUGGCUUUUUGAUAAAUUUGAGAUAAAAUCAAAUGACUUUUUUGCUACUAAAGAAGUAAACGAUAAAAUAUAACAAUUAUUAAGCCAAAUUGAAUAAUUAUGCAAUGAAUAAAAUCCCUAAUAACAAGAAUAGUAAAAAUAAGAAAUUGAGAUUAUUAUGACAGACUAAUUUCUUAAAGUGCAGAUUACCAAAAAGGAAUUCAAAAAAUAAAUUCUUAUUUAUGAAGUAAUGAAUAUACUUUUUACCAUUUCGAAAGCUUGAGAGUUGGAAAUUAUGUAAUCGAUUAAAUGAUUUGUAAUUAAAGAAAUUUAGAAUAAGCCUAUUAAAGUAAGUUUUGGUAUAGUACUCAUGCUUCGAAUAAUUAUAAACUUUUUGAAGGAUAAUUUUAUUCUUUAUUACCUAAUAUUGAUAUGAAAAAAUUCUAAUAAUAAGCUGAUGUAUUUAAUAUAUCUAUCUCUAUUUUUAUUUAUUUUAUUUUAUUCAGUUUAGUGAUUUUGUUAUGAAUGGAGCUGCUAAAGUUGCAUAAGAACUUGUUUUAUUAUAAGAUAGACAUUUUAAGUCUUAAGAUUUUAUUGGAACAUAAAAAGAACCUGUAGAUGAUGCUAAAUUUAACAAAAUGAUUGGAAGAUGUUAUCUUUAUCCAAGAGAAGGUGAAUAUGUUUAUGGAAGAUUCUUUUAU